This is a messenger RNA of Gongylonema pulchrum, 339 nucleotides long. The record is from the annotation of a GenBank genome assembly. NCBI's taxonomy places the organism in Eukaryota, Metazoa, Nematoda, Chromadorea, Rhabditida, Gongylonematidae.
AUGGUAAUGAACUAUACAGAAGCGGAAAGCAAGGUGCGUGAGGCGACAAACGAGGAUCCGUGGGGACCGACCGGGCCGCAGAUGGGCGAAAUCGCACACCUGACAUAUCAGUACGAUGCAUUCCCGGAAGUGAUGGGUAUGCUUUGGAAGCGAAUGCUACAGGACAACAGAGCUGCAUGGAGACGAGUAUAUAAGUCACUGACCUUGCUUCAUUAUCUUUUGAAAAAUGGCAGUGAACGGGUGAUAAAUAAUGCACGUGAUCAUUUGUUCGAAAUGCGUGCGCUCGAGUCCUAUAAAUAUAUCGAUGAAAAAGGAAAGGAUCAGGGACUGAAUGGUUAG